This is a messenger RNA of Cynocephalus volans (Philippine flying lemur), 4528 nucleotides long. It is a transcript of the gene MTUS2, whose product is annotated as microtubule associated scaffold protein 2. The record is from RefSeq and is a predicted model, not a curated record. Bases 1 to 4110 code for a protein of 1369 amino acids. Gene Ontology annotation, molecular function: microtubule binding. Lineage: Eukaryota; Metazoa; Chordata; Mammalia; Dermoptera; Cynocephalidae. The transcript has 14 exons. Gene Ontology annotation, cellular component: nucleus; cytoplasm.
AUGAGCGUCCCAGUGGCUCCGAAGAAAACAUGUUACACUCCAUUGCAGGACAAUAGAAAUGGAGUGACAAAUGAUAACGACAGUAUCCUGAGUUUGGGAGAUAAAAAUGCCAAUCAGAUCAUGCUGGAGGCCACCUCCCCUCACGGGGAGUCCAAGACGCGUGACCCGGUGGGUGAGACUGGAAAUGCAAAUUCCAGCGAGCCAGAAAACCGUGCCCAUUUCCAGAAGGAAUUUCACCCGCUUCAGGGCUUUGGGAAAGGCUCUCUGGCUGGCACCAGCAGCCCGAAAGAUCUUAAGCUUCCUUCGGCUGUGCACAGGGAGCUGACUGAGGAGCACACAGUGGAGAGAGGGGCACACGGCCUGCAGACCCCCCGGAGCAUUCAGGGAGCCAGCAGUCUGUUGGGUUGGAGGAAUGUGAUGGGCGAGGCCAGUCCAGAGGUUUCAGCUCAGAGGGAGGGUGACAAUCCCUGGCAUGUUCCCAAGGAGAAACUUGUGAAGACCCUCGACGGUGAGACGCUGAGGAGGCAUUCUCUGGAAAGAGCCAGCAGCUCCGCCAUCAUCACUGCUGGGAGCCUGACUCCACAUCAGCCGCCGCCGGUGCCGCUAGAUGCCCCUGAAGUGCAGCGUCGUGGGCCUGGGGACGCGGAGGGGCCGCAGAAGCCACCAACAGACCAUCCUCCAGGGGCAGCUCUUCCUCCAGCUGACGAUACCUUAGAGGGAAGGAGUUCAUGUCAUCCUAAACCAUCUACCUCAGAAACCAAGGAGGGCACCCCCUCAGAGACCCAGGUACAGGGGGGACAUAUCCCGAAUGCUUGCAGUGAGAGCACAUCACGAUCUUCCCAUCCAGAGCCGGCUCUGAAUGCAGCUUUGGUGUCGAAGGAUGUCCUGAGUAUGCCAGGAGCACAGUUAGGUCAGGGAAAUGGAGAGCCCCAGCUGGAGCUGAAACACGCUCAUCCCAGGGCUGUGCAGGAGUUAAAGUGGACCCAGGCAGGGUGUCUGGGAUGUAACCAGGAAGAGACUAUGUCACCCCUAGACAGGAAGGAGCCAUGUGGGGAAGCACGGCGAGAAGCCACUGCUGCAGUGGGCGGCCUCCUGCACAGCAGCCUCCACCGUCCUGGGGUGGGGGGAGACAGCCACGAGGAGGAGAAGAGAGGAGUCCAGCGAGGGGGCCAGGACCCUCUGCAGACCACCCCCAGCCAGGGCCCUGCUUCCCUGGGUGUGGCUGAUAAUCAACCCCCUGGCACAAUUUUACCAAGUGCAGGUAGGAAGUUGGGUGAAAUGACAUCCAGCAAGUUUUCGCCAGGUGACGGUCAUGUGGCUUUCCUUCCUAAUGAUCUAGCUGACAGCAAGUCCUCAGAGGUACAUGAGCAGAGGUGGCAGCUGGGCAGUGGGAACAAGGACAGUGCUUUGGUGUCAGAUCCUUCUGCUGGAGAGAACAAAACUGAGGACUCUGAGCCCCCAGACCCUCAAAGCAGCAGCUCAGAAACAAGGGAAAGCAAAGAGAUCACAACUGUUGCUGAAAGUAGGAACCUUCUAGAAAAUACAGCUAAGACUGAGAGCGUCCCAGUGAAAGCAGAUUCAGUUCUCAAUACUCCAGCACCCCUCCAUGCAGAGACGACUGUGAACAUCACCCACCAGCCUCCAGCACCCAGUAGCAGUUUUCAGGACCUUGGCGUGUCCAGUGUGGAUGUGGGGUCACCCUCAGCGGCCCCACCCCCCACCGACAGUGUGUGGUUGUUGAACACAUCCCCGAAAGUGCCUGACAAGAACAUCUGCCCCAGUGGGAUCCCCAAGCCUGUCUUCAUACAUUCCAAGGACACAGCUUCCUCACAGGAAGGAAUGGAGAACCGUCAGACUGAAAAAACAGAAGAGAGAGUAGAAACCAAGCCCAUCAUCAUGCCCAAGCCCAAGCACGCGAGGCCCAAGAUCAUCACCUACAUCAGGAGGAAUCCCCAGGCCCUGGGCCAGGUGGACACCUCGCUGGUUCCUAUGGGGCCUCCGUAUGCCCCGCCCACGUGCAACAUGCCUCUUCCCCAAGAGGAGAAGGUGGCAGCUGGAGGUGACCUUAAGCCAUCUACCAGCCUCUAUGAGAAAUUCAAGCCGGACUUGCAGAAGCCAAGGGUCUUCAGUUCUGGAUUGAUGGUGUCUGGGAUUAAGCCCCCAGGACAUCAUUUCAGUCAAAUGAGUGAAAAGUUUUUGCAGGAGGUUUCAGACCACUCUGGAAAAGAAGAAUUUUGUUCUCCUCCAUAUACUCAUUAUGAAGUCCCUCCAACUUUCUAUCGAUCGGCCAUGCUCCUUAAACCCCAGCUGGGAUUAGGAGCAAUGUCCCGUUUACCGUCUGCAAAGAGCAGGAUUCUGAUUGCAAGUCAGAGGUCUUCAGCGAGUGCCAUCCACCCACCAGGACCCCUAGCAGCAGCUGCCAGUCUCUACAGUUCCGAUCCUUCAGCAGAUUUAAAGAAAGCCUCCGGUUCAAAUGCUGCAAAAUCCAAUCUACCGAAAUCUGGGCUUCGUCCUCCUGGAUACUCACGUCUCCCCGCAGCCAAGCUGGCAGCGUUUGGCUUUGUCCGGAGCUCCAGCGUCUCCUCAGUCUCCAGCACCCAGUCCGCGGACAGCACGCAGCCUGAGCAGAGCCGGCCGGCCACCCGUUCAACCUUUGGGAAUGAAGAGCAAUCAGCUCUGAAGGUGGUUCUGCCUUCUAAAGACACACCCAAGGGGACCAGCAGGGUGGCCCCUCCAGCAUCCUCCAGUGUGACAACACCCCGCAGGAGUUUACUUCCAGCACCAAAGUCCACUUCUGCACCUGCCGGAACAAAGAAAGAAGCACAAAAAGAUCAAGAUGCUAAUAAACCUGCUGUUUCAUCUCCUAAGAGAACAGCAGCUUCAUCAACCAAGCUUCAUUCACCAGGGUACCCAAAGCAGAGGACUGCGGCUCCUCGAAAUGGGUUUUCACCCAAGCCCGACUUGCAGGCCCGCGAGGCCGAGCGGCAGCUAGUCCAGAGGCUGAAGGACAGGUGUGAGCUGCAGGCCAGGCAGCUGGGCCUCGUGCGGGGGCAGCUCAGGAGGGCCAUCUGCGGCUUCGACGUGCUCGCUGUGACUGCACAGCAUUUCUUUGGAAAGAGUGAAAGUGCCCUUGUGAAAGAAAAAGAGCUGUCAAUCGAACUUGCAAACAUCAGGGAUGAAGUUGCCUUCAACACAGCAAAGUGUGAGAAACUACAGAAAGACAAGGAGGACCUGGAGAGGCGGUUCGAGGAGGAGGUGAGGCGGCUGGGCUGGCAGCAGCAAGCCGAGCUCCAGGAGCUGGAGGAGCGGCUGCAGCUGCAGUUCGAGGCGGAGAUGGCGCGCCUGCAGGAGGAGCACCACGGCCAGCUGCUGAGGAUCCGGAGCCAGCACCAGGAGCAGGUCGAAGAUAUCACGGCCAGCCAUGAGGCGGCUCUCCUAGAGAUGGAAAAUAGCCACACAGUUGCCAUCACGAUCCUGCAGGAGGACCACGACCACAAAGUCCAAGAAAUGAUGUCUACUCAUGAGGUUGAAAAGAAAGAAUUGGAAGAGAAUUUUGAAAAACUGCGGCUGUCGUUACAGGACCAGGUGGACACGCUGACUUUCCAGAGCCAGUCCCUGCGGGACAGAGCCCGCCGCUUCGAGGAGGCUUUGAGGAAAAACACAGAAGAGCAGCUGGAGAUCGCACUGGCUCCUUAUCAGCACUUGGAAGAAGACAUGAAGAGUCUGAAGCAAGUGUUAGAGAUGAAGAAUCAGCAAAUACACCAGCAGGAAAAGAAAAUCAUUGAGCUGGAAAAGUUGGUGGAAAAGAACAUUAUCCUGGAAGAAAAGAUCCAAGUUCUCCAGCAGCAGAAUGAAGACCUCAAAGCAAGGAUCGAUCAGAACACGGUUGUCACCAGACAGCUGUCAGAGGAAAAUGCUAAUCUCCAGGAAUACGUAGAGAAAGAAACCCAGGAGAAGAAGAGAUUGAGCCGAACCAACGAAGAGCUGCUUUGGAAGCUCCAAACUGGGGACCCAACCAGCCCAAUUAAACUCUCCCCCACGUCCCCUGUUUACCGCGGCUGCUCCUCAGGGCCCUCUUCUCCGGCCAGAGUCAGCUCGAUGCCCAGAUGACGCCACCAUGCAGCUUGCAGGCGCUCCAGCUUCUCGUCCACCCCGAGGGCACACUGACCCAGUGCCGCCGGAGCUGGCCUUGCACGCAUGCUCGCCCUGCGUGCAUGCUCACAGCUGCAUAUGCAUCCCAGGCCACGUCCCCCUUUGGUCCCCAUGUAAGACUGUCCUGGCAUUGGCACUUAGGGAAGCAUAAGUGGUAGAGUCUGAUGUGCAAGCAUUUUACCAUAGUUAGAGCCAAAAGAAAAACAACUCCAGUUCUUGAGUGAUGAACUUUCACUGCAGAAUUUCAGGUUAGCUACAAAUAGCUCAGUUUUCAAUAUACAUUGAGUAAUCCUUGUGUACUGCACCGGUGUAUAUUUACAUAUACAUAUAUACACAUGCGGCAGUUCUGAAUUGCAUUUUUUAUAACAUGAAGUGC